Aspergillus wentii DTO 134E9 is the source of this 833-nucleotide messenger RNA. RefSeq lists its product as uncharacterized. Gene Ontology annotation, biological process: mitochondrial respiratory chain complex IV assembly. Bases 159 to 572 code for a protein of 137 amino acids. Gene Ontology annotation, cellular component: mitochondrial matrix. The transcript is spliced from 2 exons. NCBI's taxonomy places the organism in Eukaryota, Fungi, Ascomycota, Eurotiomycetes, Eurotiales, Aspergillaceae. The record is from RefSeq and is a predicted model, not a curated record.
CGUCGAUUGCCGUCUGUCCCCGCUGCCAUUGGAGGGGCCAUGUCUUUCUUUUGAGUAUUGAUUGUGCUGCUGAGCUGCCCCUGCGUUGAAAAAGGGCCUUUCCAUGUCCACGUAACGGUCGCGUUUUUUGUAUCAAUUGCUUCUCUACCCCUUUGAAUAUGCCUCCUCAUCUCCAUCCUCGGUCGCGGUCGACGACCUCACUUUUUGCGGGAACGCUUCUUGCAUCGCUCUUCGUCGUCGGCAUGCCGCACAUUUUCCCUUGUCCCGCCCCACGACGCACACUCGCCGAUUCAGACAUGAUGAUGACUGUGGAUGGAAAGCAAGUGCACAGAGUGCGAAGAAAGAGACGAAAGGAUGUGGACACCCUCGAGCAAGAUGGCAACAGUCACACCCCGUUCCCGAUGGCUCAGGCCAGCGAUGAAGAAGUGUCGACGUUUUUGCAAUUGGAGGAGGAAGCACAAUCAAUGGCCAAGGUUGGCAGAGAAUGCCCGGUUCCCAAACCAAAAGGGAUUCUGGGAGAUAUUUUGGGCUUCACAGGCCGUGACGACGCACAACAAACGCGGAAUUCAUAACCAGAUAUUCGACUGAGAAACAAUCACGGCGGGAUGGAAUAAGCAAGCGACACUUUUUUUGAAUUUUCGAAGAUACCAUGAAUAUAGGCUCGUGGGAAUUGGCCUUGGAAUACGCAGCUGGCCUUGGAACUCUUGCCAUGGAGAGGCCAAUGCCAACACUACACCUAUGACUGUACAUAUAGUUGUACCAGAUUGAGGAUUGCCAUUAUGCAAUCAAACUGUAUAUCAAAUAUAUCAAAUGAAUUACAGCGAUUAGUCUUG